ACUCCCAAAUUAUAAUUUCCAACAAAGCUGUUAAUGGCGUCCAUUUCCACACCCAGCAGAACAACACCAUGGGCGGCGGCGCUGCUCCUUUCACUUCUCGCCAUCGCCAUUACUUCCGGUGAAGCUCAAGACUCCACCACCCUAGUUCCAGCCAUCAUUACUUUCGGUGACUCCGCCGUUGAUGUGGGUAACAACGACUACCUCAACACCCUUUUCAAAGCUAAUUACCCACCCUACGGCCGCGACUUCGCCAACCACCAAGCCACCGGAAGGUUCUGCAAUGGCAAACUCGCCUCCGACAUCACCGCUGAUACACUUGGAUUCAAAACAUACCCACCGGCGUAUCUCAGCCCUGAAGCUUCCGGAAAUAAUCUUCUCAUCGGAGCCAAUUUUGCGUCUGCCGGAGCUGGUUUGGAUGAUAGAACUUCCAUUGCGAGCCAUGCAAUUGCAUUAUCGCAACAAUUACAAUACUACAAAGAGUAUCAAGGUAAGCUAGCACAGGUCGCCGGAAGUUCUAAAGCCGCCUCCAUAACUAAGGACGCUUUAUACUUACUUUCCGCCGGCAACACCGACUACGUUCAGAACUAUUACGUCAACCCUUUCAUUAACAAAGUCUACACUGCCGACCAAUACGGAUCCUACCUCGUCGGAAUCUUUUCAAGCUUCGUCAAGGAUUUGUAUGGAUUAGGAGCAAGGAGAAUCGGAGUGACGUCACUUCCACCGCUUGGCUGCUUGCCGGCGGUGAGAACUUUGUUCGGAUCCCAUGAAAAGGGGUGUGUAAGCAAAAUCAACACAGAUGCUCAAUCGUUCAACAAGAAGAUAAAUUCAGCUGCAACCCAACUCGGAUCACAACUCCCAGGUCUCAAGAUUGUUAUCUUCGACAUCUUUCAACCACUUUACGACCUCAUCAAAGAUCCCGCCUCCCAUGGGUUUGUGGAUGCGUCGAGAGGGUGUUGUGGAACAGGAAGAGUGGAGACGACGGUGUUCUUAUGUAACCCUAAAUCGAUCGGGACAUGUUCCAACGCGACUCAGUUUGUGUUCUGGGAUAGUUUUCAUCCAUCUGAAGCUGCUAAUCAAGUCCUUGCUGACACCUUAAUCGUCGCCGGAAUCGCCCUCCUCGGUUAAUCAAUCAUCAUCGCACUUUUUUUAUAUAAACUUUGUAUUACUUCAUGUACACAAUGUUCUAUAAUUCGAAAAGGGCAAAAUCGAGUUUCCAUUACUAUUACUUCUGUUUUUCGUUAUGUUUGAAUUCAAAAUCAUCGAUUACAAGUUGUAUUCAAGAAUCCCAGAUUCAAUUUUACACGUAUUUGUUUC
Lactuca sativa (garden lettuce) is the source of this 1314-nucleotide messenger RNA. Its product is annotated as GDSL-like Lipase/Acylhydrolase superfamily protein. Gene Ontology annotation, cellular component: apoplast. Gene Ontology annotation, molecular function: hydrolase activity, acting on ester bonds. Lineage: Eukaryota; Viridiplantae; Streptophyta; Magnoliopsida; Asterales; Asteraceae. The record is from RefSeq and is a predicted model, not a curated record.